AUGACCACGUUUGCUUUCACAGAGAUUUCAGGCAACACAGAUGACAUCCCAUUGGUGCGCUGGCGGCAGCAGUGGCUGGAGAACGGCACUCUGCUCUUCCACAUCCACCACCAGGAUGGGGCUCCCAGCCUGCCUGGUUUUGAGCCCACUGAGGAACCCCAGACCGAGUCGGCCGAGGAGGAGCUGAGGAUCCUGCACAUCUCCGUCAUGGGAGGGAUGAUCGCGCUGCUGCUCUCCAUCCUCUGCUUGGUGAUGAUCCUCUACACCCGGCGGCGGUGGUGCAAGCGGCGCCGUGUACCACAACCUCAGAAAAGUGCCAGCGCCGAGGCUGCCAACGAGAUCCACUACAUCCCCUCGGUGCUGAUCGGGGGGCACGGGCGGGAGAGCCUGCGCAAUGCCCGUGUGCAGGGCCACAACUCCAGCGGCACCCUCAGCAUCCGCGAGACCCCGAUCCUGGAUGGCUACGAGUACGACAUCACCGACUUGCGGCACCACCUCCAGCGUGAAUGUAUGAAUGGCGGUGAGGACUUUGCCAGCCAGGUCACCCGCACCCUCGACUCGCUGCAGGGCUGCAAUGAGAAAUCAAGCAUGGACCUCACGCCAGAUGUUGCCUUCAAUUCUUCCCGCCCAGGAAGCGAUAACGCAAAGCUGUCCCUGAUGAACAAAUACAAGGACAACAUCAUCGCCACCAGCCCUGUGGACUCCAACCACCAGCAGGCCACCCUGCUGUCCCACACCUCCAGCAGCCAACGCAAACGCAUCAACAACAAGGCGCGAGCUGGCUCAGCCUUUCUGAACCCCGAAGGGGACUCGGGGACGGAGGCAGACACUGAUCCCCAGCUGACCUUCUACACAGACCCCUCUCGAAGCCGAAGGCGCAGCCGAGUGGGGUCCCCCCGCAGCCCUGUGAAUAAGACCACUCUGACCCUCAUCAGUGUGACAAGCUGUAUCAUCAGCCUGGUGUGUUCCUCCCACAUGAGCUGCCCCCUUGUUGUCAAGAUCACCCUCCAUGUCCCUGAGCACCUCAUUGCUGAUGGGAGCCGCUUUAUCCUGCUGGAGGGCAGCCAGCUGGACGCCAGCGACUGGCUGAACCCGGCGCAGGUCGUCCUCUUCUCUCAGCAAAACUCCAGUGGCCCCUGGGCCCUGGACCUCUGUGCCCGUCGCCUCCUUGACCCCUGCGAGCAUCAGUGCGACCCUGAGACCGGUGAGUGUCUCUGCUAUGAGGGCUACAUGAAAGACCCUGUCCAUAAGCAUCUCUGCAUCCGGAAUGAGUGGGGGACCAACCAGGGGCCCUGGCCAUACACCAUAUUCCAGCGCGGCUUUGACUUGGUGCUGGGUGAGCAGCCAUCAGAUAAGAUUUUUCGGUUCACCUACACGCUGGGGGAAGGUAUGUGGCUGCCACUGAGCAAGAGCUUUGUCAUCCCUCCGGCUGAGCUGGCCAUCAACCCCUCGGCCAAGUGCAAGACCGACAUGACAGUGAUGGAGGAUGCCGUGGAGGUCAGGGAAGAGCUGAUGACCUCCUCCUCCUUCGACAGCCUGGAGGUUCUCCUUGACUCCUUUGGCCCUGUCCGUGACUGCUCCAGGGACAACGGGGGCUGCAGCAAGAACUUCCGCUGCAUCGCGGAUCGCAAGUUGGACUCAACGGGCUGCGUGUGCCCGACGGGCCUGAGCCCAAUGAAGGAUGGCACGGGUUGCUAUGACCGCCACGUUGGUGUUGAUUGCUCUGAUGGCUUCAAUGGGGGCUGUGAGCAGCUGUGCCUGCAGCAGAUGGUGCCUCUGCCUGAUGACCCUCUCCUCUACAACAUCCUCAUGUUCUGCGGGUGCAUUGAGGACUACAAGCUGGGUACAGACGGGCGGUCAUGCCAGCUCAUCUCAGAGUCGUGCCCUGAUGGUGUGGACUGUGGUGAGCCCCGUGAGCUGCCUAUGAACCAGACGCUCUUUGGGGAGGUCUUCUAUGGCUACAACAACCACUCCAAGGAGGUGGCCCCAGGGCAGGUGCUCAAAGGGACCUUUAGGCAGAACAACUUUGCCAGGGGCCUGGAGCAGCAGUUGCCGGAUGGGCUGGUGGUGGCCACCGUGCCCUUGGAAAACCAGUGCCAAGAGGAGCUCUCAGACCCCACGCCCGACCCUGAAUUCCUCACUGGUGAGUGA
Meleagris gallopavo (turkey) is the source of this 2151-nucleotide messenger RNA. The record is from RefSeq and is a predicted model, not a curated record. NCBI's taxonomy places the organism in Eukaryota, Metazoa, Chordata, Aves, Galliformes, Phasianidae.